AGAUCGUUCGAACAUAAAAUGUUUUAAAUGCGACGAAAUGGGACAUGUGGCGUCUGUAUGUCCCAAAGGCCACAACAAAUACAUCGAAAAGCGAGUUGACGUGUGCGAAACUAAGUGAGCCAAGUGGACUGUGUUUUUCAAUUGGAGAACGAGAUUUUGAAUCGAUGUGAUGUGUCCAAGAUCACGAAAGUGAAUGAAAAUUAGAGACUUUAUUGCAGACCGAUCAGGAGAACGCUAAGCCAAAGGUUUAGGGUCUUUGGUAGAAACAAAUGAAUUAUGAGUUGCUGGCGGCGGCUGUGUGACCUGAAAUACUCCCCCAGUUGGAAGCGUGGGGUAGCAGAUACAGCUUUUUCGCUGCUCUCUUCGUCAAUCCUGUUUGUGGUGUCCCCAGCACAUCAACUUCACUACAUUUUUUCAUAAUGCCGGCUGCGGUUGUAACUUCUGAUGAUGUCGCCAUCAGCAUCUUCCGCCAGCUGAGCGGACUGCUCCUCGUUUUUUGUUUGCCGAACAUCUCGGCGAGAAAGUGUUCCAUCAGCAAAAUCAACAGGCCGGGCAGACCAGAUCGUAGGGCCUUAAAGAUGCGCCGUGGAUCCACCGGGCUUACGUUCGCUUUCGUAAGCCGUUUUCUUCGGUACAGUACAUGCGUGGCUCGAGAUCGGCAUCUGGUGCGGAUAUUGGUGAUGCGGAUCCCGAUGAGGAUGUGGGUGUUGACGUGGGGGAGGCUGCUGCUGCAUGGGCAGUUGCUGCAUUGCCUGCCAUGGGAUCGGCGGUAGCUUUUGAGACAUCAUGCCACUGAGUGGCCCCUGGCCCACUUGUUGAUCCACACCCUGUGAAUGUGGCAUGGGCUAAGGUGGUUUAACUAUUCCACCGGGUGCUACUUGUGGCAAUCCUGGAAGUGGAACGACGCCUUGGGAUGAAUGUUGCGGCAGUGGUUGCUAAACUCCUACUUAUUGCGAUUGCAGCUGCUGGGACGGCAUGCCGGACAUCCUAUCCUGGUCCCGAGGAGCAAAUAAAAUGGAACAUAAAGGUCAAGGUCUUAGCUAUAACCAUCUAACCAAAGUGUUCGUCUAUUGUGGAGUGAAAAAUGAUUUGUGCCAACUUGUGCCAAAAACUAAAACCUGAUGUGUUUACUCAAAACUGUAAUUAAAUUGAUGUUAGUAACGCCUUUUGCCUAAAUUUGCAUAUGCUCUUUAUAUUUUGCCGUUUAAGACAAGUUUGAGAUUAGCCGAUCGGUUAUGCUGGAUGAAUGGAUCUAAGGAGAUCGAAAUGACAAAGCCUUAGUUGACUGGGUUGUUGGCGAAUUUAAAUUAAUUGAUAUUACUAUUGACGAGAAAGCUAAAGUCGCUAAGCAAAUCAGAAGCUUUCACCUAUAUAUAAUGAAAAAUCUGGCUAAAUGAAACCGUACAAUUGAAAAUACAUUCCAGUUGCCUUGCACCCACGAUGAUGGUUGUCGUGGACCAAAACAACAACCAAGUCGCAACCAAGACGGUCUAAUGGGACGACCUCGUCUCCCUUACAGUGAUGCAGGAUCACGGCUCAAAAGAAAAAUAGCAACGGAUCUGGCUAAUAUGGAAGAAAAUAAUACAAGUCUUCUUGUCCAUGUAGCAUCAAUUUCAUCAAAAAGCAAACCAUCCAUGGAUUUAUCGGAUCCUUUACUUUCAAGCCUAAAUAUAAACAAAAAAUCGUCUCAAAAUAAAAAAAAAUGGCUUUGUUGAAAGAUGUCAUCAAUCUUUUAGAUGCACCAAAUGUGAAACCUAUUAAUAAUGAACAUUUUUGGGAAGCGAUGAUAGCGACUCGGAUUCGGAUCACGAUGUUCCAUUUUCUAUGCAUUUCGACGUAGAAAAUUUUGAUUAAUAUAAUAGUAUAUGUAUAUUAAACAGAUACAAAAGUAAAAUUAUCUGGUAUCUGGCCCAGUGUGCACUGGCACCCUAUCCCUGACCCUAGCCGUCCUGAAGCAUUUGGGAUUGUGGCAGCAUGCUGGCGGGUGGAACCAUGUUGACCAGCGGUAUUGCGCUUCAAAAAUGUCACAUGUCGCAUCAGCGGCAACGUUCCCAGAAUCUUCAGCAGCCAUGGCAACAGCAACAACAACUAAACGGCAGAAACAGCGACUCGAAAUUCGGCUCAGGCGGGAAGAUGAGCGCAAAAAAGAAUUAGCGGCAGAUUAAUUUAUUAGUAUUUUCACAAAUAUAACUUUUUAUGUACACAUAUGCAAUAUUGCGUAACCAAAGACGUUAUUUUUCAAUGUUAAUAGAAGAUAUGCCUUUAAUUUGUCUGAAUAUCGAAGACAAAAAUUGUUGUUGAGCAAUGCACUAAGCAACAGUAGCGAAAAUCUGCACUAUUUAUUGCUUAUGCACAAAUCACGUCAGCACCAAAUAUUGAGCAAAUAACCUUUUUUAUGAGCUGUUAUUGAGCAAUUAAAAACGAGGUUUAUUUAGGAACGAUAUGUUUUUAUUGGUUUUAGCGAACGAGAUUUUAAAUCGAUGCGAUGUGUCCAAGAUCACGAAAGCGAAUGAUAAUGAGCGACCUAAUUGCAGGCCGAUCAGCAGAAGGUUAUGCCAAAGGUGCAGGUGCGAGAGAGAGUAAAAUAGAGCUAGCUAGAGAGGGGAGUUUGGAUAACGAGAGAGGUGCCGUAUAACUAAACUGUGUCUCCAAAGUUGGCUGCAUAUAAACAACUGAAAUAGGCAUUGCUGGCGGCUGACAGCUAUAAUAUUCAUAUUCAUUAGCAUGCAGAUUCAAGAGGCAUAGGCAUUCCGCGAGUUUGUUCACUCAUGCUGAGGAGCAAAGCUCCUAAAAAUGGCCACAGCUUUGAAACAUGUGCUUACAAUUUUUUUUUAUUUUAUUAUUGCUGUUCAAGUCUCUAUUGGUAUGCCAAAAAUGUUUUAAGUUUAAGGUGACAACACAAAUGGAAUAUUUAAAGUGCAUACAAUAGAUACUUGCAUGUUAGAUUAUAAACUUAUCGCGCUCUGAAGCUAUACUUAACCCUCCCUUGGCCUUGACGUCUUCCCUAUGGAUGACGUAGAUAUAAUAAAUGCUUUUUGAAUUAUGCGAUAGUUGGGGAAUAGCGUAUGUACAUUUGACUAAACUCACAUCAGGAAAUUGGGGAUACAUGGUGCUACACAGGCCUUAUCGAAUGCAGGAGAAGCCGUAUUCACUACUAACAGAACGAUACGUGGAACAAGGAAGAUUUGGGAAAAUUUUGUAUAUCAAACCUUAAAACAGAUGCAAAAAACAUAAAUUUUUCAAUUGAUAUUUUCGAUAAUAUAUUAUGUUCACAUAUAUAUCUUGUCUAACAUAUUUCACCACGGGAACAGGUUCCCUUGGUGUUAUCCUCUCUUUGAUUUGCGCAUGCUCUGUGAAUUUUAAGGAACUGGAAUUAUACAAUACAAAAUAACCAUUUUUCAUUUACUGCGUACUAAAUAAGAAGCGUUUUAAGUGACUAAUAAAAGAAAUUGGAUUAGUUUAAAUAUCUCAAUUUGGCAUAUGUAAUGAAAACUUAGCUUUAAUAAAAAUGUGGCACACUGUGUGGCACCAAUGCUAUCUAAAAGGAAAUAAAUGUGAAUAAACAAAGCAAAAUAAAUUGACCUACCAACUACAACAUUUUAACUGCUACUUUUGACUGUUUGGUGAUGCUCGGCCGGCGCUAUAAUGUCACAGCAUUACUGCAUGCUGCUAAAGGAAUAUCACGUAGAAGAUAAAGUUUUCAGAUAGCAGUGCGGGAAAAUAACACCGUAAAACAUGACGCACUACGUGAGGCAUGAUUACUUUCAUAACACCCAAAACGGUGCCUUAUCCUCUGACACCAGUCGAAUAUCUUACAGUCAAAUUUCUUACGAAACACAGCCUAGCAGAGAAUAUUUCAGUGAGUCAUAUGCUUUAAGCAAUCAAGGACCAGAAGAAUGCAGUCGCGUGAGCCACCUAAACAGUGAUACAGUACUUACAACCGUGGACAACAGCAACAAUAGUUAUGGCUACGACUAUUUAGAAUGUUAUGGAGCUAAUAUCCAGUGUGAUCCGGAAGAGGAUUCUGUUGACAAUUGGAACGAAAACACUUCAGUUGUUGCAGAUCAAUAUGGGUUAGGACAUAAUAAUCUAAAUUGUACCUCAUCGAAAUUAUUACCUAAGCUGCCAAACAUUGAAAAUGGAAGGGGUUCUUCAAACGCAUGUGCCCCUCAAAUGGAUGUAAAGUUUAACACAAAAGGUAUGUGCAUAAAAAUAGACCACAGCUAUGGUGUCUGCAUGGCCAAAGCACACGACUUCGUCGGACGUCUUUCGCCUAGUGACUACCAGAAUAUCCUUGGCAAUAAUCUCAAUGGAUAUGCUGGUUGUGCCUACUCGUCGACAUUUUUAGACAAUGCUAUGUCAUCGGCACCAUUGCGGGUUUUACCGCAAUCACCGCGGUGUAGCUCUUAUUUAGGUCGAAAUAUAAUUGGAUUUAAUGCAGACGCGGCUCAGAGGGAUGGACGCGGCUUCGACACAGAUCAAACUGAUGCGAUGGGUUCUGAAUCUAGUACAUAUGAGGUUUAUGAAAAAAUGCAAAGGCCAUACACGUCCAUGUUGCCGUUAGAUUACAGUGAUUACCAAGAAGGUUGUUACAAUACCGACAAUCUUUCAACAUACAGCGACACACCGCCGAGCAAUAAUACACAACUAAAGAGGCAAAUGCAGAGGAAAAUUUCGUUAAUGAUGGCGAUGACUACAGCUUCUGUGAUAGCAUCUGGUGAGAUUAGAGUCCCAGUUCACUCAAAGCAAUCUAAGAAAUCUACUGAAAUCCAAACUGACUCUAUAAUAGGAAACACCAUCAGCACCAAUGCCGCUGCAAGAGACUUAGACAGAUGUUUGGCGACGGAAUCUUGUGAAGUAAUUGUCGAUACACGUGACUCUGGUAGCGUCACAAGUUUCCCGUCAUCUGCUGUGACUGCAAUAACAAAGACUAGAAAAUUGCCAAAGGUUUUACCAACGCCACUGUGUAAAUCAUCUCGUCAUCCAAUCACCAUAGCCACCGAUGCAUUAAGUUCAUCAUAUACUUCAGAUCCUUUACCAGAGAAGAGUCAUCGCCCAAAGCAACUGCCAAAGCUGCCUAUAUCAUUACCCCAGUCCAAUGAUCGUGCAAGUCUCAAUUCGAAUUGGGCGACCCCUCCUGCCCCAGAUGCAUUACCAUUUAAUUCGUUCGACCAUAAAUCGGCAUCUUCUCCUACGCCAACAACAACAAUAACAAAAGAUACGGAAACCACCUCAUAUCUGGUUGAAACAGAUUUUAUUGGAGCCAGGCAUAAUGCCCUUUAUCAGUAUGAUAGUAAAGAACCAAAUAUAGUAUUUUCGGACAAGUCUGUCGAAGCAGAACACUCGCCAACGUGGACCCCAUUAUCGCCAAUACAAUCCAAACAAAGUCCUUGUCCGCCUGUGGCGCUACCAAGCAAUAUUAUGCAAAAUGUUUCUCUAACAUGUCACUUACCUGAAAUCGAAGCAACCCGAUCCGAUAUUGAGCGAGAACCAGAAAGCUCUUCUAUCGAACCAAUUCUAGAAAUUGAAAAAUUAGCCGAUCCAUAUAGCGGGCCCGGAUCAGCCUUAUUUAACAUAUCUGAGUAUCUGAAGCCUUAUACAUUAAAUAAACCUAUUUUGUCCGAAGAAAAGAAAAACCAUAUCGCCAAUGCUGCCAGUACGUCAACCACAACGCCAUUGAAUAUAACAUCAGAUGACGAAUUCUCUUCAUAUUCUAACAAGUGGACGAGUACUUGCGUUAAUUUUCAACCAUUAGACGUUGAAUCAAGCUUAAAUAUUUCACUUAAAGUCAACGCUGGCACGAAUCAGGCCGAAUUAUUAAUGACACCAUUAAAAAGUUCCACUCCUCUUUUCAUUUCUUCUAAUGGCACAUCCGAUAAUUUUAAUUUGAGGAAAAGCUCUCCUCCCGACAGCGCGUUCACCACCACGGUUAACGUCAACAGUUUUGAAACGGUACUAGUAUCUGGAAGCCAAACUGCCUCACCGUCGCCGUCAAACUUAAAGUCACCACCAUCAAUAGCUCCAUUAUUAUCCUACUCGGAUUAUAUGAAACAAUUUGAGUUACCAGAAUUGCCGCAACCCAUUAUGGAUCUUUCAGAAAAUGAUACUGCUACUCAAAGCGAUUCCUUUAAUGUAAUCAAUAAUACUCUUACGAACGCUGACAAUUUAAAUUCCUACAACCAGAUGGAUGUAGAAAGCAAAAGUAGUCUACAGUUACCUUCUUAUUCCAGUGAAUCAUUUGAUCCGUGUAGUGUGCCUAGUUUUUCAAUUAAGAACAAAGAAUAUAAAAUUGUCGAAAAGCUGGACAGUCUAUCAAAUGUUGAAAGCGUAGAAUCACCGAAAACCUUAGUAAGUCCAGUAAACCCAUUGAAUUGCUCAAAAUUAUUGCCAGGGACGGAAUCAAUAGUGAGUAAUGAUGUAGCGUUCGAUGAUACAUUUUACGAUAGCUUUAAUGUUGACAUAAAAGAACUGACCGCAUUUGUUGACCAUGUUGCCCCAGAGGACGGUUUAUACAAUUUCCCAAACGAUAAGACUUCAGUUGAAUUCAGUUUUGAUAAGACCGAGGAUACAAUAGACAUGAAUCAGAACUUAAGCUCAGGAGAAUGUGGUUAUUAUAAGCCAUCUCAGGCACAACAAAAAGCUAGUGUAGUAGCAUCCGCAGCAAGUAGUGUUCUUGACGGAAUUUCAAAGGGCUUAAAAGGGGGGCUGGACGGCGUUUUUAGUGGUGUCAGUUCAACAGUUGAUGUCACUCAAUCAAAUCCCAGUUCCAAAAGAGGUUUUAGCUUUAACUUAGCAUCAAAGAUUGUGCCAAGUGUCGGUGGAUUGCUAACUAGUACAAGUUCCACCUCUAUAAAACAAACAGGAUCAGAAACUAAUCCUACCCUAAUAUUGAUUUCACCUGAAAAUGUUUCUAGUCGUAACAGUAAUUAUAUACCUACGACAUCUCCAUCUUGUACUCAAAAAAAUGGCGAGGAAAAUUUAUAUUCGGCUACAGUCCACAAUAAGUCAACGAAAUCGAAUUCAUACUAUAAUGAAGUGGGAGAAAUUAGUUCGACCUUAGUCAGAAAUGUUUGUGACAGUUACGAUAAUAGCUAUGAUGAGAUGAUUUUAACCAACGAAAUGGUAAAUAUAGGGAUGCUCGACAGUGAAUCUGAGUUUGGCUUAAUAGAAAAUUCAUAUUCGUAUCAGGUACCAGACAAUGAGCAAAUCGACAGUGUUAACUCGUAUAAUAAUAAGACCCAAAAUGUAACAAAUAAUGGCAUAGAAAAGGCAAAUACAAAAAAUAAACCAGUGCCUCUUCAUGACCCUCCUACGAAAAAAGCAAGUACUGUUGGCAUGUUCGGAUCAAUUUUGGGAAAAGCUGCUGCAGCAGUGCAAUCAGCAACGCAAGCAGUCAAUCAAAGUGCGUCGUCAGUGGCAUCAGUCGUUGCACAAAAGCCAACAAUCGUACCGAGAACGAACAACGUGCUUUUGUUGUCUAGCGUAUGCUCACCUAACGAGAUUAAAAGAAAUUCAAGUUCAGUAGAAUUUGAUUCAGAAUAUGGAUAUCAAAUGCCCGAUGUAGAGUCUCUAUCAAGCCAUUACGCAAAUACUGGCGGUGAUUAUGAUAAUAGUAAUAUGAAAAUACAUGAAUUUGGUACAUAUGCAGAUGAUAGACCAUACGCAGAUUAUCAUACGAAUGGCAAUCAAAGCCAAUUUAAAGAAGAGGCGGUGAUUCCUGGGGAACCUGAAGUAAUUAAUACAAACAUACUCCCGAUUGGCCCGCAGGCCACCGGCAAAAAACUUCCUACCGUCAAUGGUAAAUCGGCGUUACUUAUUAAACAGAUGCCGACGGAGGUAUAUGAUGAUGAAUCAGAUACAGAUGAAUUAGAUGUCAGUCCAUCAACCGGAAAAGUACCUAGCUAUAGCAUUUAUAGUGAGCAGGAAGAUUACUACAUGGAUCUUCAGCAAACGACACCGUCAAUUCAGCCAAACGGUUUUUAUGAACAAGUCAAUAAUGGUUAUGACUACCGAGAGGAUUACUUUAACGAGGAGGAUGAAUAUAAGUAUCUCGAGCAGCAGAGGGAGCAAGAGGAACAUAAUCAGCCGAAGAACAAGAAAUAUCUGAAGCAGGCCAAAAUAUCAAAAAUACAACCACCAUCAUUAGAUUUCAUUGACGUAGGGCAAGACGAUGACUUUAUAUACGACAACUAUCACAGCGAAGACGAUAGCGGAAAUUACCUAGAGGGAAGCUCCAGUGGAAGCGUUGGUCCUAUUGAAGGGUCAAUCAUAAAGGUGGACUCGAAUAUAGAAGCUUCGUUUGCUUCGCUCAACAAGAAGAGUGACUCUUUCACACCGACAAACGAUUCCCUUCAAAAGCAUGACACUGUUAUUGGUGAAUCAACAACCAAACUUACGCGCCUUAGGACAGAAAAAAUGUGCCCAGACGUAGACGAAGAAGAUGAAAACCUAAGCGAUCACGUUUCCGAUCUUACUGACUUAAGUAAACUAAUCUCACAAAAAAAAAAAACGCUCUUGAGAGGAGAAACUGAAGAAGUCGUAGGAGGACACAUGCAGGUGUUACGCCAAACGGAAAUCACAGCUCGGCAACGAUGGCAUUGGGCUUACAAUAAAAUAAUCAUGCAGCUUAAUAAUGGAGGUGGUCCUGGAGAAGUGGGAUUACGUACAAAUGGUCAUCCCGGUGACAAUCCAUUCUAUAGCAAUAUUGACAGUAUGCCGGACAUAAGGCCUCGAAGAAAAUCCAUUCCUCUUGUGUCUGAGCUGACAAUGGCCGCUACAAAACGAAAUGCUGGACUCACAUCUGCUGUUCCACGUGCAACGCUGAAUGACGAAGAUCUGAAAAUGCACGUGUACAAAAAAGCUCUACAAGCCCUGAUAUAUCCUAUAUCCUCAACAACGCCCCACAAUUUUUUGUUAUGGACUGCUACGUCACCAACGUACUGCUACGAGUGUGAGGGUCUUUUGUGGGGGAUAGCACGACAAGGGGUCCGUUGCACUGAGUGCGGUGUAAAGUGUCAUGAAAAAUGUAAGGACCUUCUGAAUGCGGACUGCCUGCAGCGUGCUGCCGAAAAAAGCUCAAAGCACGGUGCGGAAGACAAGGCUAACUCGAUUAUUACAGCGAUGAAAGAUCGUAUGAAGCAACGUGAACGAGAGAAGCCUGAAAUUUUUGAGUUGAUUAGAGCCGUGUUCAGCGUUGAGGAGAAGAGUCAUGCCGGUCAUAUGAAGGCUGUGAAGCAAAGCGUCCUGGAUGGUACAAGCAAGUGGUCGGCCAAAAUAGCAAUCACAGUGAUUUGUGCUCAAGGCCUGAUAGCGAAGGAUAAAAGCGGUACCAGUGAUCCAUAUGUGACGGUGCAAGUUAGCAAGGUGAAAAAACGAACGCGAACAAUGCCGCAGGAACUUAAUCCUGUGUGGAACGAGAAGUUUCACUUCGAGUGCCACAACUCCUCCGACCGCAUUAAGGUUCGUGUUUGGGACGAAGACAAUGACCUAAAGUCGAAACUGCGCCAGAAGUUAACUCGAGAGUCGGACGACUUUUUGGGACAAACAAUUAUCGAGGUUCGUACUCUUUCCGGUGAAAUGGAUGUAUGGUACAACCUGGAAAAGCGCACAGAUAAAUCGGCCGUAUCAGGCGCGAUACGGCUUCACAUAUCUGUUGAAAUAAAGGGCGAGGAAAAAGUAGCUCCUUACCACGUACAAUAUACCUGUUUACACGAGAACCUCUUCCAUUAUCUUUGCGAAGAAAAUACCGGAAUGGUCAAGUUGCCAACUCAAAAAGGGGACGAUGCUUGGAAGUUGUAUUUUGAUGAAAUACCCGAAGAGAUUGUCGACGAGUUUUCGAUGCGUUAUGGAAUUGAGAAUAUUUAUCAAGCUAUGACACAUUUCCACUGCUUGUCUGCUAAAUACCUAUGUCCUGGGGUACCAGCUGUAAUGAGUACCCUUUUGGCAAACAUAAAUGCUUAUUAUGCUCAUACGACUGCUUCGUCAGCUGUAUCGGCCAGUGAUAGAUUUGCUGCCAGCAAUUUUGGGAAAGAAAAAUUUGUUAAGUUGCUGGACCAGUUGCAUAACUCACUGAGGAUCGAUUUGUCAAUGUACAGAAAUAACUUUCCUGCAUCGAGUCCAGAAAAGCUAAUGGAUCUAAAAUCUACAGUUGAUUUAUUGACCAGCAUAACAUUUUUCCGCAUGAAGGUACAAGAGCUAUCUAGCCCGCCGAGAGCAAGUACAGUAGUCAAGGAUUGUGUUAAAGCAUGCCUUAGAUCCACUUAUCAAUUCUUAUUUGAAAAUUGUUAUGAACUGUACAACAGAGAAUUUCAGGUUGAUCCCAACGAAGCAAAACGUGCACCAGAUGAUCAUGAACCCAAGCUUGAUAGCGUCGACUUUUGGCAUAAGCUAAUAGCUUUAAUCGUAUCGGUAAUAGAUGAAGACAAAAACAGUUACGGAACCGUUUUAAAUCAAUUUCCGCAAGAGCUAAAUAUUGGACAGUUAUCAGCAUCUUCAAUGUGGCAUCUCUUUGCUGUGGACAUGAAGUACGCGCUCGAGGAGCAUGAGCAACAUCGUCUUUGCAAGUCAUCGGCUUAUAUGAAUCUUCACUUUCGAGUUAAGUGGCUAUAUAGUAACUACGUCAAAGAGGUGCCUCCCUACAAAGGAGCGGUUCCCGAUUACCCAGCAUGGUUCGAGCCUUUUGUGAUGCAGUGGCUAAAUGAAAAUGACGACGUGUCAUUGGAAUACCUUCAUGGCGCAUUUAAGAGGGAUAAAAAAGACGGGUUUCAAAAGAGCAGCGAGCACGCGCUCUUUUCAAAUUCUGUAGUCGACGUUUUUACGCAAUUGACGCAGUGUUUCGAUGUUGUUAGCAAACUCGAGUGUCCUGAUCCAGAAAUUUGGAAACGUUACAUGAGACGUUUUGCUAAAACAAUCGUAAAAGUGCUAAUAGCCUAUGCGGAUAUUGUGAAACUUGAGUUUCCAGAGCAUAUGAAGGAUGAAAGAAUUGCUUGCAUACUUAUGAACAACAUUCAGCAACUAAGGGUGCAGCUAGAAAAAAUGUUUGAGUCUAUGGGUGGGGAUAAGCUAGAGGAGGAUGCAGCCAAUAUUUUGAAAGAACUUCAGCAAAAUCUUAACUCUGCGUUGGACGACUUAGCUUCACAAUUCGCUAUCAGUUUGGAGCCACGAAUAACUCAAUCAGUGCGAGAACUUGGAGACAUGCUGCUUUCUAUUAAAGGAGGCAGUGGAACCCUUGCUGCUGGUAAUCUUGCAGCUCAAAGGAACGCGGUCGCCGUUGAGGCCGAUGAAGUUUUAAGGCCGCUUAUGGAUUUACUUGAUGGCUCUUUAACUCUCUAUGCGCAAUCAUGUGAAAAAACCGUGUUGAAGAGGUUACUAAAGGAGUUAUGGAAGAUCGUAAUGCGAAUAUUAGAGAAAACAAUUGUUUUACCACCUAUGACUGAUAAAACUAUGAUGUUUAAACACCUUACUGACAAUGCAAAAAACUUGGCAUCGAAUGCAAAAAUUGAAGACAUGGGUCGUUUGUUCAAGUCACAUAUGGCAGGAAAGCAGGAUGUUAAGAGUGCUCUGAGCGGGGUAAUGGACAUAUCAAAAGAAGUAGAAAAAAACUUGUCACCCAAGCAAUGCGCAGUGCUUGAUGUUGCCUUAGAUACAAUAAAACAAUACUUUCACGCGGGUGGCAAUGGACUGAAAAAGACCUUUCUCGAAAAGUCGCCCGAGCUUCAGAGUUUACGUUACGCACUCAGUUUAUAUACACAAAUGACCGACACACUAAUCAAAACCUUUAUAUCUAGCCAAGUUCACGAGGUCGAUCUAGAAAACUCAGAGGAAAGUGUUGGGGAAAUAUCCGUGCAAAUAGACUUAUUUUCCCAUCCCGGCACCGGUGAACAUAAAGUAAACGUGAAAGUUGUUGCUGCUAAUGACCUUAAAUGGCAAAUACCAUCGGGUAUGUUCAGACCAUUUGUUGACAUUAAUUUAAUAGGACCGCACCUGCAAGAAAAAAAAAGGAAGUUCGCUACAAAGUCGAAGUCUAACAACUGGUCGCCUAAAUACAACGAAUCUUUCAGCUUCACCAUUGGAAAUGAGGAGCAGCUGGACUUCUUUGAAUUGCACAUUUGCGUUAAGGACUAUUGUUUUGCUCGUGAUGACCGACUUGUGGGCGUGGCUGUAAUUCCAUUAAAAGAUAUAUCGGAAAAGGGAUCGGUCGCAUGCUGGUUACCCUUAAUGAGACGAAUUGAAAUGGACGAAACGGGCUGGACCAUUUUAAGAAUUUUGUCACAGCGAAAUAAUGAUGAAGUGGCCAAGGAAUUUGUCAAGCUUAAAUCGGAAAUACGGCAGGAGCCAACCAUGGGUACAUAAACCGGGCACAUCGUACUACCAAAUCCUCAAAACUUCAACAAUAUUAAAUACAACAUAACAUUGUUUAAUUGGACAAAACAACUUUAUUUGAAUUUAUUCUUUGGACAGGUUUUUAUUACAAGAAAUCCUAGGCAACAAUGCUAGUUGAAGAAAUCAUGCAUAAUAUAUGAAUAUAAAUAUAUAUCUAAACUUAAAGUAUGAUAAAAAAAUAUGUAUAUGUCUGGUCAGGUAUACAGAAAUAAUACGUUUAUUAGGUUAAAUAUUUAUGUUUUAAGCAACUUUAAAAUGCGCACCCACACACUUGCAAAAAAAAAUUGUAAUAUUUCUGUCUUUUGGCACUUGUACAUUUGUACAUAAUGCAGGGCAGUCACUGAAUUAGUUAUUUUUAAAUUCAUUAUCAUCUGUACAUUCUAAACUCACAACACGCACAUUCCUAUUUAUGUAAAUAAGUACCUGUAUAAUAAUUAAUUGGUAAUUCUUGAACAAAUUUGUUAAAGAUUCUUCACAUAAGUCCAUGUGAAUCUUUAUUUUUUUCUAUUGCAAUAAAAUAAAGUAUAUUACGU
Messenger RNA from Drosophila melanogaster (fruit fly), 12914 nucleotides. RefSeq names its product unc-13 (gene unc-13). Gene Ontology annotation, molecular function: diacylglycerol binding; calcium ion binding; phospholipid binding. Gene Ontology annotation, cellular component: synapse. Gene Ontology annotation, biological process: chemical synaptic transmission. The transcript has 28 exons. Bases 3736 to 12351 code for a protein of 2871 amino acids. The record is from RefSeq and is marked reviewed. Lineage: Eukaryota; Metazoa; Arthropoda; Insecta; Diptera; Drosophilidae.